Messenger RNA from Amblyraja radiata (thorny skate), 1562 nucleotides. It is a transcript of the gene nfkbiab, whose product is annotated as nuclear factor of kappa light polypeptide gene enhancer in B-cells inhibitor, alpha b. Gene Ontology annotation, biological process: toll-like receptor 4 signaling pathway; cellular response to tumor necrosis factor. The transcript is spliced from 6 exons. Gene Ontology annotation, cellular component: cytosol. The record is from RefSeq and is a predicted model, not a curated record. The coding region runs from base 153 to 1130 and encodes 325 amino acids. Gene Ontology annotation, molecular function: NF-kappaB binding. NCBI's taxonomy places the organism in Eukaryota, Metazoa, Chordata, Chondrichthyes, Rajiformes, Rajidae.
UGUUGCUUUGCAGCGCAGCGUCUCAGACGUGACGGAGUUGGUUGCUGGUUGUGCUUUUGGAGAUACUCUGCAUUUUUUGCAUUUUGUUUUUUGGGCUUUUUUCCCCUCCCCUUCAAACGCAGGGAGAAUUUUCCCUUCAGUGCUUUAAAGCAAUGGCAGAUCCCGUUCUAUUUAACAAUUGCAUGGAUGGUUUGGGUCAACAAUUCAAAGGGAAGGGAAAGCUGGAGCCUGCGUGCGGAUCGGCGCAACCCGGAGUCAGCAAACUGGGCGGACUGUUGGAGGAUCGCUGCGACAGCGGCAUCGGCUCGAUGAACGAGAGGGACGAGGAGGUGUUGCGGGAAAUCAGGGAGCUCAGCCUGGCCGACAAGCCCGAGCCAGCCCAGUCCUGGAAAGACUUCACCUCGGAGGAUGGAGACACGUUCCUACACUUGGCCAUUAUCCAUUCUGCCAAAGACGUCGUUCUCCAAAUCCUUAACAACACACAGGAUGGGGACGAGUAUCUUCACCGUCAGAAUAACCUGAAGCAGAGUGCCAUGCAUCUGGCAGUGAUCACACAACAGACUGACGUGCUGCAGGCUUUGGUUUGGGCAGGAGGAGACCUGGGAUCAAGGGAUGUGAGUGGAAAUUCGCCUCUGCACAUCGCUUCCGAGAUGAAUCUGUUUGCGUGCAUCGACGUUAUCAACUCGUUCUGCACAAGGCCAGACAUACGAAACCUCGUGGAUAGCAAAAAUUAUAAUGGUCUUACAUGUUUGCAUUUGGCAGUGAAAAACAGGCUUCCUGAUAUGAUGAAAUGCUUAAUUCAACUAGGAGCUAAUAUUAAUGUUCAGGAACCAUCCAGUGGUAGGACGGCACUUCAUCUUGCAGUGGAGGAGCAGGAUGCUGAAAUGGUGUCCUUGUUGGUGCGUUGUGGGGCAGAUCCCAAUGUGCUGAUGUACAAUGACAGCGCUCCGUAUCACCUUACUCUUGGAAGGAGUAACCUGAGAAUCCAGGAGGAACUUAUUAACGUGACAGACCCGUCCAUACGCAUUUUGUACGAAGAUAAUCAGAUGUGGGAUUCUGAAUCUUCUGACUGGGAGGUUUCUUUCACCUACGACGACUGUGUCAUUGGAGGACAACUGCUUGGGUAUUGAAGAUGAUCCCUCUGCAUCUGAACUUUUGUCUACUUCAAUUCUGGGUUGGAGAUGUGCAUUGAAGCUUGGUUACCCAAUCAUGUAAUUUGAUGAGAAUCAUCAAUGACUGACACUAAUAUUUCCAAAUCAUGCCGUUGGGUGCCUUACAGAAUUUUUACUGUAAUGAAAUAUCUAUCCCGAAGCAGAGAAUGUGUUGUUGUAAGUUAUAGUCGUUAAAUGAAAUUCUGCUGUUCAAAGGGAUACAUUGAAUGCACUGUCGCAGACAGAAAUAUGUGAAUCAUUCUACACCGAGAUAUUGUGCAUAUUUGUAAUGUAUAAAAUCUGUAAAUAUGUGAAUUAUUGUAAAUAUUGUACAUUUUUUACUUGUGAAAAUAUUUGAUACAAGCCUUGGUUAUUUAUUUUUUGUCAAAUAAAGAAUAUGAACAUUUUAAA